Messenger RNA from Physella acuta, 4523 nucleotides. RefSeq names its product nephrocystin-3-like. Gene Ontology annotation, molecular function: protein binding. Lineage: Eukaryota; Metazoa; Mollusca; Gastropoda; Physidae. The record is from RefSeq and is a predicted model, not a curated record.
UCGGCUUGAAUAGAUCAACGGGAAUCUAAAUUAAAGCAAGCAAUAUGGGAACUGGUGGAUCUUUCAUGCGUUCCCAUGAUGAUGAAGAUAUUUUGGGAUCAGAUUUGGAAGGAACCAAUGGUGUUUUAAAACGUAUACCCAUUGAAAUCAAACCAAGAGGGAAACUAGGCCUUCGCAGUGUUGGGUCACUUGGGAGAAGUAAACCAAAAGGUGGAAGUUUAAGAUCAGCUCUUUCAAUGGAUUUAGAAAAUCCAGAAGUAGAGCGAAUCCGGAAAGAUUUUGAAAUGUACCGGCUGAACAAAGACAAUGAAAUAGCUAACAUGCAAAAGAAGGAACAAAAGCUUGAAACAGAAAAUAAAAGAUUACGAGCUGAACUGCUAGCACUGCAGAAAACAUGCACUCGAAUGCGAGCAGAAAGAGAUGCUGCUCUGGAAGCAGAACAGGAAGCCCUAGCUCGAGCUUCUGUUUUUGAGUGUGACAGAGAUAAAGUGCAAAGACAGUUUAAGCUUUUCAGAGAAACAAAAGAAAGUGAGAUCCAAAAUUUAUUGCGAGCCAAACAAGAACUGGAGAAUCGUUUAUCCAAACUGGCAUAUGGAGGAAUUACUCAGGACGAUAGUGAUUCACAGUCUAGACCUGGCAUUGUUGAUCUUGGCAAUUCCCAUCCUGGUGACUGGUGGACUGCGCUAGAGAGUGAACCAUCUCUUGGAUCAACUGUCCAGUUGCACCAGGCAGCUUAUCUCAGAGGUCCUGAGUUUGCAUCCACAACUUUAGAGAUGGAUGGGCCAUUUAUGAAUGUCAAUAAAGAGGAUUGGAACCUGACUGUCAUGAAUGGCAACAGAGUGUUCCCAGCCAUUCCUCCACAUCUUGUUAGUCAAACAGUGCGAGUGUACGCAUCAGUCUCCCCUGACAUGGUGAUAGAGUACCAGAAAUUCACUGAGGAUUAUCUUCCCAAAUUAUGUGAAUUGUGUGAGAGAGAAGGAAAGACUUUAGCCUUUGUUUAUUUACACUGUGAUUUGCACAAAAAUGAAACACUUACUACAGAACUAGAGAUCAACAUAAGAAAACAACAAAUUCAUUUAGCUGUGAUAUUCAUUGCAUUUUUGGGAAGUUCCUUAAAUAGGUAUACACACCUGGAUAUUAAACAUGCUCACCUGGAUAAUCCUGGAUCAAAAACAUCCAUCUUUCUUAUGUCAGAAACUACAGACAAUAAAAGCUCCAAAUCCAGCCAGGAGAUGAGAGAGUUGAAAAGAAAAAUCAGAGAAUCUGUAGCACCAAGAGUCCACAUUGUCCACACCUCCCCCUCACCUGGAAACACAGCGCAGGCAGCCUACAGAGACCUGGAGCGGGUUAUCAAAGCAGAUUUGGGCACAGAUAAAGAGAAUUCUGAUAAUGUCAUGGCUGAUUGCCUAGGGGGCUCCACUAUUGACCUACAAUGUGAUUCUGAACAAACAGAUUCUCUUAACAUGGCAGUUGUCUCCACAUGUGAAAUAGGUUUUGAGAAGUAUUACGAGCAUCUUAACACUCAGGUGUCUGCUGCUGGUCCACUUCCUCCUUUACUGGUUGUUGGUAGUCCUGGCUCAGGGAAAUCCUUGCUCAUGGCCAGAUGGCUUCAACUUCAGGAAGAAAAAAACCUGUCCAGUUUAUUGUUGUACCAUUUUGUUGGUACUCCCUCAUCUGUUAGUGCUGACCCUAUAGUGAUGAUACGCAGGCUCACUGCCCAGCUUAUGCAGCAAGUCUCCACACCACCUGCCUUAACAUGUGACCCAGUGAGAUUGGUUGAAGAGUUCCCAAGAUGGCUGGAAAAAGUGUCUGCUAAAAGUUUAGGUGGAGUUAUCCUUGUCUUAGACUCUGUAGACAGGUUUCAACUUGCAGAUGUUCAUUUGAAGUGGCUUCUGGAUCCCCUGCCAGUGGAUGCUAGAGUGAUUGUGUCUGUAGAUGAGGAAACAUGUCCGCAAGCCUGGAGAUCAUGGCCAACAUUGCACAUGGAGACUAACUCAAGCAAGCUGGUCAAGGAAUUAUUACUGGCAGAGUUGUCCUCCCUGAAUGCUAGUGUAGACCCUGAGAUUGAAAGAAAAAUCAUUGGUCAGUGCCGGACUCAAUCUAUGUGCUGUCCACUUUAUGUGUCCUUGUUAGCAAGACAUAUUGCCAGCCUUGGUAAAGCCAGCACAGCAGAGGUGGACCAUCAUGUGACGACACUAUUGAACUGCGCUGACAGCUUUGAGCUCUACUGCUGCUUGCUGGACCUGGCAAUGGACAACAUGACCAGUGAUAUGAAAGUAUUUCUACGACAGGUGUUACAAUUCAUCUAUGCUAGCAGAUGUGGGAUGUUGGAAACAGAAUUACUUGCCCUUGUCGCAGAUUUAAAAUGGCUAGAUUUAGCCUAUUUAUUUGAGUAUCUUUCAUCUCACUUGUUCAUCAAAUACCAACUGGGAAUCCUCACUUUUGUUCAUGCACAGGCUCAACAGGCUGUUUUUGAAUAUUUUUUCAAAAACAACAUUGAGGGUUUAAAUGAUGCCAGGAAUGUACUUAUUCAGUAUUUCCAAAAAUUGAUUGGACCAGGUAAAGCUCACAGUAGAGCUGUGGAUGAGCUCCCUUGGCUUAUAAGCCAAACAGGCAAUAAAGAACAGCUAGAAAAAUGUAUACUUGAUCUUGGAGUCUUUCAACAAUUAUGUGCCAAAGGUCGAAGUUCAGAGCUGCUGAGUUAUUGGCAAACAGUGGAAUGGGAAAAGGAAAAAAUGGCAGAGGCUUAUUUCACAGCUACUAAAGCUUUUGAAAAUGAAACAGUUCAUAAAAAUGGCAGCCUUCUCAAAGUUGCUGAAACUUAUGAAACUCUUGGGCGAUUCCUCCGAGAUUUUGGCCAUUUACCACAGGCAUUACCUGCCCUGCAGAGAGCCCUAGAAAUAAGAGAGACUGACCUUGACCCUGACGACCCCCUAGUGGCCAGAUCCCUUCACCAGCUGGCUGGGCUGCAUGCCCAAUGGGGCAAGUACAACACAGCUGAGACCCUGUACAGACACGCCCUAGAGAUCUGCCAGAACACGCUGGGAACAGAGCACCCCAUGGUGGCCAAAACACUGGACGCGUUGGCCAUUUUGUACCAGAAGCAGGACAAGCAUGACUUGGCUCACCCAUUAAAAAAAAGAGCGUUUGCCAUCAAGAAGAAAAUUAAAAUGCCAAGAGGACAAAUGGGUGACACUGGAAUUGAUCCACUUCAAAGAAGAGCUCUUCAGCUGGAAGAACUAGUUAUGGGCCCUGACUCAACUGAUUUGGCCAGAUCAUUAAAUGAAUUGGGAGUUUUAUAUUAUUUACAAAACAACACUGAUGCCGCUGAGUCUUUCUUCAAACGUUCUCUGGAAAUGCGUGAGUCCCUGCUAGGGGCAGAUCACCCAGAUGUGGCCUGCUCACUCAACAAUCUGGCAGCCUUGUAUAAUGACAACAAGAUGUACGACAAAGCUGAGCCCCUCUACGACAGGGCGCUGAAGAUUAGAAUGAAGUGCCAGAACCCUGACAGUCCAGGUGUGGCCAGCAUCAUUAACCAUUUAGCCAGGCUAUACAAGCACCAGGGUAAAUAUGACAAAGCUGAGCCACUUUAUAAGCAAGCAAUGGACAUAAGAGAAAAAGCCUUUGGGGCUAACCAUCCAUCUGUGGCUACAGCACAAGUUAACUUAGCUGUUCUUCUCUCACAACAGAAUCGCUACACAGAAGCUGGGCCAUUGUUUGAGCAAGCUUUAAAAAUCUACGAGGAAACAUUAGGGCCAUCACAUCCAAGGGUGGCUGAAACACUCAGGAACCUGGCAGUCAUGAAAUACGAAGAGGAGGAUUUCCAAACAGCAGCACAUUACUACAAGCGAGCUACGGAGAUCAGAGAUCAAGUUACAGCGUACAGCGACAAAGUCAUGUCGAGGCCUGGUUCUAGUAUCGAUACUAAUUCUACUGUCAAGAAUUUAUGACAUUUAUAAAAUAAAAAUUAUUUUAUAUAUCUCUAUUGUAUACACAGUACUUACAGUCUUUGUACAAUAAAUUUAAAGUUUACAUUUAAUGUCAUCAAGUACUAGACCUAAUUGUUAAUAGCUUAAAGUUACAACAGAUUGAAUCAAUGUUAUUUUUAAAAACAAUUGUGGUUCUUGGUCCACAAUACUAAAUGAUAGAAACAUAUUUUCUGGCCGUAGCCUUAUUUUUGAAGCAUUGUUUGUAAGUAUUUUUUACAUUUUAAAUUAGUGUGGUAACCAAUAUUUUAUUCUACAUUUUAAAACAUGAGGUAUUUUUUUACAUUAUGUUGUGUUGUUUUGUCAUGCAAUUCUCAGGGAUCUCUCUAUCUAGAUCUGUCUCAGUCCAGUUUUACAAGAAUUGAAAUAUGUAUCUUUGUAUAUGCAGAAUUUUUGUAUAUUAGUUGAUUGCUGAUGAUGUACAUUUCACUAUGUAGAACUUACAUUUUUUUACUGCCAUAACUGACUUGUUAGUAAAUAAUUCAUUAUUUAGUGUUUGUUUUUUUAUUUGACCUCAUCUGCCUAAUUGAAUAUUUA